AUUCUAACUGAAACAACCGGAUAUUGUCAACCAGAUUAAUCUAACGGCUGAAACUCCAUCUAAUAAUCACACGCGCACAUAUAAACACCGACUUCUGAUCAGAUUUUUUCACAGCCCAACUAACUCAAAAGAACUCCCGCCAAAUUCAACAAAACAAACAAUGGCAAAUCUCUCACCUGUUCUCCUGCUCAUCACACUUUUGCUUCUCCCUUCAAUCACCACCGCACAUCUCACCAGCCACGAACUCUCUCACGCAAUUUCCGCUCUCCGAUCCCACGGCUACACACUUUUCACAAACGCCAUCACCGCAUUCGAUCUGCAGAAUCGCCUCGUCUCCUCUCGGAAUUUCACUUUCACCCUCUUCUCUCCGCCGGACUCUCUCAUCUCCGCUCUCGAUCUCUCCUCCCGCUCCCUCCUCUACCACGUGUCGCCUCUUAAACUCGCCACGUCGCAUCUCCGAAAGUUGAGCUCCAGCGGAGCCUCCUAUGUCGACACACUCCUUCCUAGACGUCGAAUUGUCAUCGGAAACACUCAGGUUGUUCUGAACGACACUGUCUUGGAUUCUGUUACGGUUGACGGAGUGAUGCUUAAAGUUCCGGAUCUUUUCGUCGGCUCAGGUGUAGCGGUGCAUGGACUCGACGGGAUUCUUGUUUCUGGAUUCGAUUCCGAGGAUGAUGAAGAGGAUUACGCUGGUGAUCAUCUCCUACAGGUUGUGUCGCCGCCGGCGAGUUGCUCUAACCAAGAGAUUCCGACUCCAUCAGUACCGAUGAUAAAAGUGAAACAUGUCUCGAGUUCAAACAAUCGAAGGAAUCCAAGAGGAUCUCACCGUGAUAGCGGUAAAACUGGUCAUGGAAAGUUUUCGAAGUUCAAUAAUCAGUUUGGUCUAUGAUUUUCUCAGUUUAAUUGGUGUUUGUUUUCUAAGAAAAUAGAACGACAAAAUAAGAGAAAGCUCAGGAUUCUUUCUCAGUUUACUUGCUUAUUUCCUCAGGAACCAAACAGAGAAGUUGUAGAGAAUGAAAGGGCUCAGAUGUAAUGCAUAACAGAAAUUCUCAGUUGUAAAUGAGCUUCAUCGUGUUUCUAAUUGAUUAGUUCUGUUAGCUUCCUGAGAAAGUAAAAGAAAAUGUUCUUGUGUUUUUUCUCAGGAACCAGACAGAGAAUUUGUAGAGCAUGUGCUUGUUUUAGAUGUAUUUCACAACCAAAAGUUUAAACGAGCUUCA
Molecule: messenger RNA, 1217 nt
Organism: Mangifera indica (mango)
Lineage: Eukaryota; Viridiplantae; Streptophyta; Magnoliopsida; Sapindales; Anacardiaceae
Exons: 1
Coding region: 161-889 (242 amino acids)
Source: RefSeq, a predicted model, not a curated record